Molecule: messenger RNA, 2886 nt
Organism: Portunus trituberculatus (swimming crab)
Lineage: Eukaryota; Metazoa; Arthropoda; Malacostraca; Decapoda; Portunidae
Gene: Nup62
Product: nuclear pore glycoprotein p62-like
Exons: 8
Coding region: 285-1697 (470 amino acids)
Biological process (GO): RNA export from nucleus; protein import into nucleus
Cellular component (GO): nuclear pore central transport channel; nuclear pore
Molecular function (GO): phospholipid binding; structural constituent of nuclear pore
Source: RefSeq, a predicted model, not a curated record
GACAGAAGGGAAGAAAUUAGAGACUGAAGAUUGAGGGUGAAUGGAGAUAAAAAUGAAACCGUGGGUAAUUGACGGAAGAUAAGGAAAAAAAAGUGACGUGAACAAAAUUACUUCUCUAAAAUGUGACCCCUUGAAAAAAAUUCCCACGUUGUUUUAAACGCCGAGAAAGAGAGAGAGUACUACGGCGUGGUGUUGUUGUUUCACCGACUGCCGUCAGAGGUGGUGUCUCCAGAAGCGGGAGAUAUAGGGUUCUUGACUGAGAAGGCAACUCUAAGGAGGCAGCAAUGUCUUUCAAUUUUGGAAACACAGCGCCCAAGACCACAGGCAGCGGGUUCAGUUUUCCAACCCUCCCCACCACCACAGCAGGUGGCACCAGUGGCUUCAGCUUCAGCACUGCCCUAGCCACCUCACAGCCUUCUGGCACCUCCACAUUUAGCUUUGGCACCAUGUCUGCCACACCAGCUACCUCCAGCACUGCUGCCACCACCACAGGAGGUGGACUUUUCUCUGCGGCUCCUAUAAACCAGCAGCAGCAGCAGACAGCAGCACCAGGAGCAGGGUUUCUCGCACCUCCUGCCUCCUCUGCUUCUUCAUCCUUCAAUUUCUCUGCUCCUGCUCCAGCCACCACAAGCACAGGGUUCUCCUCAAGUUUCCAGCUGCCCACCACCAUCCCAGCUUCGACAGCAACACCUACUCUGCAGUUUGGAGGGACCACCAAGAUUGCAGGAGCAGCCCCUGAGGCAGCCAAACCAGCUGCCCCUGCCUUGCAGACCUUUGCUUUUCCCACUAAACCAACCACAGGUACUGUUGCACCAGGAGGUUCACUCUUCACACCCGCCACUACCAUCAAUGCCACUGCUGCUGCCACCAGCACCAGCACCAGCACCACCACUGCUUCUGCUACUUUUCCCAUCCUUGCAGCAGGCCAGAGCUCAGUUCCCUCCACCACCUCCACCACCACCAUCACCACCACCUCCACCUCACUGGGACUUGUUGCUGCUGCCACCACCACUGCUGUUGCCACUGCAGUAACAAUAAUGACACCAGCAUCCACCACUACAGCCUUUACUUCACUUACCACAGCCACUACUACAAGCAGUGCUACUGGAGCCCCAGUGGGUGGCAGCAGUGCAGCAGCUGGUGGCCUUAGUGUGGCUGGUCUGGAAGAGAAGGUUAACAAGUGGAUGUCCGAGCUAAAGGAGCAGGAGGAAAGGCUGAUGAGGCAGGCAGCUCAUGUCAAUGCAUGGGACCAACUGCUGCAACAGGGGCACGAUCAAGUGCAGCAGCUGCGGCUCACACUCAAUAAUGUCAAGAUGGACCAAAACAGGCUGCAGGCUGAACUGGACUUCAUUCAGGGACAGCAGCAAGAAUUGGAGCAGCUGAUUGAGCCCCUGGAGGCUGCAGCAGCAUCCACCACCCCAGCACAGCACCAGGGUGACCGCCAGCGGGAGAACAUGCACCUUGUGGCUCAGAACCUGGAUUCACAGCUGCGGCAGAUUACAGACGACCUGUGCAAGGUUAUCGAACACCUCAACUCCAGCAACUCUGGCUCUCGUGCCACAGAUCCAGUGAACACUGUAGCUCGGGUGUUAUCUGCACACAUGGACACGCUAAAGUGGGUAGACCAGAACACUGCACUGCUCAGCCAGAAGAUGGACGAACUCUCCCGCACUUCAGACAAUAAGCGCAGGGACUAGUGGCGGUGCUAGCUGGCCAGUGGCUUAGGAUUGUUCACCCAACAAUGAAGGGCAUUUCGAAGCUGAAACUAUCUGUCUAGCUCACUGAUGAUCAAGGGAGCCCCAUGUUUCUUAUCCAAACUCUCCCUUGUUGCUUGUUGAGUGUCUCCUAUUCAGUAACACUAUUUUCUUACAUGUAUAUCCAUCUUCUAAGUGGCUGUCCUCUUCCACUAGUACGUACUUUCCCUUUUACUCACAUACGAACUCUUUCUUUGCAAUCUCUGAUGUUUAAUCUGAAGCUAUUCCAUUAAUCUCCUAAUCUUGUUUGUGUCAUUACACUAUAGUAGGAGAAUAUCACUGUGCAAUGAUAUAAGGAAGCUGAGGAAGAUAAUGAAUAGUGAUAUAUAUAGUAAUAAAAAAAAGAUAAAAUAAAAAAUAAAAAUGGAUUUUUUAUUUUUUAUUUUUUUUUUUUUUGUUCAUUUUUAGCAUAAAGUUAUACAGAAAAUAUUUUGAGUAAAUAUUUGUAUGUGUAGAUAUAUGCUCAGUGCUUUUCUAAUAUGGAUGAAAAAGAAGUGCCACCAAAUAUGUAGGUGGGCCACAAAAAUCUAUAGUUUGUGUCUUGUCUACCUGCAUUAGACUUUCUUGUGCUAAACUGGACAACCCAAAUUGAAGGUUGGAGCUCAAUGCUUGAAAAUUCUCUCAAUUAUCAAAUGAAUGUGGAAAAUAGGGGAAAGUAUAUAGAAGUUGUGAUGAUCCAAGGUGGUAAACAGUACUUCAUGUAUCUAGUUGUAUGCAAAUUGUAUCACAGGGAAAACAAUGUUGAGUUGCCACAAGUAAUGAUGUUAUCUACAUAAUGUUGCACUGUAUUUUGUGACAUCAUGUAUUAUGGCUGCUGUACACAAAAAUAGUUUGAGGUUAUAUUCUGCUUUGUCAUUUGAGGGAAGAAGAAAUAAUGAAGUUUCUAGGUGGAGGAGAUUAGCACAAAACAGUUGUACCAUUCAGGGAAAGUUAAUGAAAACAGAUGCUGAACUCCUUUUCUACUACAUAUUAUCAAAAUGGUUUGAUUCACGCCUCAGUGUAUGUAACUGGGAGGAGAUGUAAAGUGAAAACUGUGGACUUGCAUGGUGUGAUUGUUUUGUAAGUGUUCUCAGCUUAUGUAUUCAUGGAGGUUUUGUUUUUAAUGAUGAAGCCAAUAAAGACAAUUCUUACA